UUCAUCCAGCCUUCCCCUCGGCAGGAAUCACUCGCCUUUCCCCUCCUUAAUGGAAGGCCUGUCGUGGUCUGUUCACCCCCUUUGCCGUUAUCAUCUAUGGACGAUGGGCUCUUAAUGAAGGAGGAAUUAGGAGCAUAUCUCCUUGACAGCCGCAUGACUGAGCAACUUCUUCAGUUCGAGUCAUGGGUAAAUCAUUCAGGUGCAUCAAAAGACCAAAAGACCCCCUUGAAUAGGCGACUGGCGACCAAAGCCACAAUGAUGAUUGAAGUGUGUCUUGGUGCUGCCCAUUUCUGCUUCCUGUAUAAUCUAAGCCUAGCCAUCUCCGAUAGCCCUGAAUUGACUAACUUUACAAUGGACAGUCACUACUGGCUCCUGCUUAGUCUUGUCCGAGGGCAGAAUACUUAUGAUGCUAACUCCCCACGGAACGGAUGUCUCGCACAAACUAACAAACGACCGAGGCACCAUCAAUAUCCCGCGGACAAUUAUGGACAAACGCUAAACUCGCAAGUUCGCUUUUGUGGAUGCGGGUCUGCCAAGGUCGGAACUCCGGAUUAUGGUUCUUCUGGGAAAUAUUUCCAUGAUCCUGCGAUCUCGAUCGCGAACGUUGUUGUGAUGAAGUUGGACCCGUCAUCAAGUCUCGAUCGAUCUCUUCCUGGAACGGCAGUACCGUGGUUUGGCAAACUCUUAGAGAAGGAUGAACCCAAUCUGGCUCAACUGUGGGAAGCUAAGACGGGAUCCGCAUGAGCGAUCCUUGGUUACGAGCAAAAAAUAUACCGCUUGAGCAGCAGGUUGAUUAAUCCAGAGGUUUCAUCCUGAAGAGGUUUUGUUCUGUCAUGGCAACCAUCGUGUAAAUGACCACCUAGCCGGUCUCGUGUCUAGUUUGCUGUGCAAAUGGGCCAAUGAACAUACUUGAACCCACCUGUC
Messenger RNA from Aspergillus ibericus CBS 121593, 924 nucleotides. RefSeq lists its product as uncharacterized. The transcript is spliced from 3 exons. Bases 97 to 744 code for a protein of 215 amino acids. Lineage: Eukaryota; Fungi; Ascomycota; Eurotiomycetes; Eurotiales; Aspergillaceae. The record is from RefSeq and is a predicted model, not a curated record.